Molecule: messenger RNA, 1005 nt
Organism: Gastrolobium bilobum
Lineage: Eukaryota; Viridiplantae; Streptophyta; Magnoliopsida; Fabales; Fabaceae
Exons: 8
Coding region: 1-822 (273 amino acids)
Biological process (GO): lipid homeostasis
Cellular component (GO): endoplasmic reticulum; membrane
Source: RefSeq, a predicted model, not a curated record
AUGGGAUUUGCUUUUUCUUUUGGUUUGUUGGAUGGUUCAGUUUCCUCUUUUGACUUUGCUAGUCCAAGCAAAGAAAUUCAAUGGCUGGUGUCUGUCUUCACCGGCAUCAUCUUCUGUGUUAUUGUUUAUAGAUUAACUGCUAUUUUGAGUUCUCUGUUGUUUAUGGGAUAUGGCAAAUUGAGCAGUGCACAGAGAAUUGAAUGGAAUAACCGGGGAUUCUCAACAUUUCAUGCACUUUUUGCAUCAUUUGCAUCAUUAUACCUCCUGACUUUAUCAGAUAUCUUUAAUGAGGGCUCGCAAGCAGAGCUAGUUGUUAAUAGAUCAUCUACUUUCUCAAAUUCAGUAUUGGGGUUUUCUACAGGUUAUUUUCUGACAGACCUGGCAAUGAUUCUUUGGCAUUUUCCAGCUUUAGGGGGUGUGGAAUAUGUUCUACACCAUGGGCUGUCAAUGUUUUCAAUUAUCCAAUCUUUGCUAAGUGGUCAAGGACAGAUCUACAUACUAAUGGUUCUUUUCUCUGAGAGCACAACUCCUUUUGUAAAUCUAAGAUGGCACUUGGAUACUGCUGGUCUUAAGAGCUCUAAACUUUACAUUUGGAAUGGCGUUGCAUUGUUCUUUGGGUGGUUGGUUGCAAGGAUUUUCCUGUUCAUGUUCUUUUUUAUCCACAUGUGGACCCAUUUUGAUGAGGUCAAGGAGAUCUUCCCAUUGGGUUUUUACACCUUGCUUGUGGUGCCUCCUGUGUUGGCAAUGAUGAAUAUAUUUUGGUUCUGGAAGAUUGCCAAGGGUAUGGUUAAAACUCUUUCAAAAGCAAAACAUAGCAAGUGAGGGGCAUACCACAUAUCUUGCUGCUCUACUUCAUGUCCAUGUCCAUAAUAUCUUGAUGCAUGAGAUGGCCAUUGAAUUGAUAUAGUAUAGUUGCAAUCAACAUUUUUUUAACUUGUAAUAUUCAGUAUAGUUGUAUGUUUGGUAUUACUCAAUUGAAUAUAUUUUUCAACACAACAAAUCAGC